CGUUGUUAUCCGGCAGGAAACCAGAGAAAAGACUUCAACCGGAAUGUGACAUUUUCAUUGUAAAAGUCAUCGGCACGCGGAGACGUAACAAACUAAAUGUGAAUAUUUAACCGCCGCCCGUGCGACGUGCGCGUGAGAUUCGAUCGCUUCCUGCUUUCCAGCUUCUUCGUCUCUCGGGAGAGAAAUUAAAAAAAAAAAAAAAAAAGCUCGGAUCAGACCAACGCGCGGAGAUGGAUCACGCGCGACCGCAGGACACGCAGCAGAACAAGGGCUCCAUGCUGCGGCACCGGGAACACGCCGCCGACGAGAGGCCCGCCGACGGCUCGCCGCGUCCCGCCGACUCGAAGAGGCUGAUCAGGAGAGUGCGAAGUCCAUCCAGGCCGAGGGCGCGGCUGGACAAUUCCUACAAGGCGAAGUUCGGAGGGCGUUUCCACGGACCUCAAUCCCCGAGGGAAGACCACUCGUUCUACAAACCCGGCUCCUCCAACCAGAGGUACCACCCCUUCGACCCCCGGGCCGACUUCCACCGGAGGGACCACUUCCAGCACAAACCCCCCCACGCGGCGCCGAGCGAGAGGGAGCGCUACGAAAAGAGAGAGAGCGCCGAUGGGAGUUCACCGUCCAAACAGAACAACGCUACCGGGCCGUUCGUACCCAGAUGCAGCUCCAGCAGAGACAAGGACGCGCCGCUCAGCAGCGACAGGAACCAAAGCCGAGAGCGAGAUCACACGGGGACCCGAAGCAAAGAGAGGGAGCGAAGCCGAGACGGGGAGCUUCCCCCGGCAACGCGAGACCGAGCCAUCCAACAGAAGAGGAAAGAGAUAGACGAGGUGUACUACCAGGAGUGUGAAAUGUUCGGCCUGGUGGCGAAGAUGCUGAUCGCCAAGGACCCCACCCUGGAGCGCCCCAUCCAGUCGGCGCUGCAGGAGAACCUGCGGGACAUCGGCAAGCGCUGCGUGGAGGGCAUGGAGAAGUUCAUAGCGGACUACGACGCCGCGGAGGCGUCCCGCUAGCCGGGAAGUGUUUCAUAAUACUACUUCAUGGGAUUUUUCUACGCUGCUCCUUUUGAUAUCCGGGGUGAACCGAUCUUUUUUUUGUGGGGGGGGGGGGGGGAAU
Molecule: messenger RNA, 1116 nt
Organism: Gasterosteus aculeatus aculeatus (three-spined stickleback)
Lineage: Eukaryota; Metazoa; Chordata; Actinopteri; Perciformes; Gasterosteidae
Biological process (GO): negative regulation of DNA-templated transcription; negative regulation of gene expression, epigenetic; protein localization to heterochromatin
Cellular component (GO): nucleoplasm
Source: RefSeq, a predicted model, not a curated record